UCGCAAUUUUCUCUGAAAGGUCACGAGUGCAACUCUGUUCACCAGACGGCGUUGAAUGUUUUGGAAGUCGUCUGAGCGUAGUUUACUUUAGAAUAAAACGUGGUUGUGAGACUUUAAACUUUGUUCGGUUGCCGACACGGACAAGUUGACCACAAGCUAACUUGCUAAGCUGCGCGUGUUUAGGACUCGGAGGGAAUGGAGAAGGCUAAACAGGAUGCAUUCGAUAACGCCAGGCUUCAAAUGAUCAAGGAUGGCUAUGAGAGGGCUUUUGAGUGCAUCAACAAAGGACUCACAGCAGAUGAGGCUGGAGACAAGGAGGCAGCCCUGGAGUUCUACAAGCAAGGCCGAAAGCACCUCCUCAGGGCCAUCAGCGUGCCCUCCGUCGGAGGCGAGUGCGUUGGCAGCUCCUGGGAGUCGGCCAGGCAGAUGCAGCACAAGAUGCAGGAGACGCUGAACAGCAUCACCACCCGCCUCGCCAUACUGGAAACCAGCUCUGACGAUGAGUCUGCCGCCACGCCGAGCUCUGCAGAAGGUCUCCACGCGAAGCUGGCCACCAAGGAGAAACCAGAGGGACCAACUACACCGCACCUCCGUUCCAGGGUCGGAGCAGCUGGAGCUGUAGGAGGCAUGGCUGCAAACUGCCCACCCGUGGCCCCCGCCGAGCAGCCUCCAGCUUACUCUCCUCAGGCAGCCGACGGCCACACGUCCAUCUCGUUUGGGACAGAAUCAGGGGAAAUGUCGGUGGUCGGAGAAGGGUUCUACACCCGGACCAACUCGACUCCGUCUCCCCAGAGCGUGGGUGAGGACGGAGAGGAGCUGUUGUGCAUUCCACAUGGUGUUCAGAUCUUCUUCGUCACACCCGAGGGCCAAGUGAGUGCUCCUUCAUACCCAGGCUACCUGCGGCUGGUGAAGUUCACCGGCGAUCACCCUGAGACGACGCCCAAUCGACCGCCAGCAUUUCUGCAGGUGUGUGACUGGCUCUUCCCUCUCAUGGCCAUGGACUCCCCAGUGUUGCUGUGUAACACCGGGGUCUUUAUGUUUCCCGACAUGAUGGCUCCUGGUCCAGGCUACUACGUGGGGGUGGUGUUGUCCUCCGAGCUGCCUGCUGCAGACAGAAGUGUGUUUCAGGACCUGCUGUCCCAAAUGACAGAUCUCAGGGUUCAGCCUCCAGAUGAAGCUGCAGACGCCCUCAACCUCAGUCAGAAGGUCUCCAUCCCCACACCUGAGGAGACCGAGCGAAAACCAGCCGAGACCGAGGAGGACAAGGCGCUGCCGGAAUGGAGUGAAAAGGUGGCGAGUGGAAUCUUGACAGGUGCGUCCUGGUUAAGUUGGGGCUUGGUGAAAGGUGCCGAGUACACGGGAAAGGCCAUCCAGAAAGGAGCGUCCAAACUCCGAGAACACAUCACUCCAGAGGACAAGCCUAGCAGCGUCAGCCCCACCGUCACUAAAAGCCUCCACGUGGCCAAGCAAGCAACGGGAGGAGCUGUUAAAGUCAGCCAGUUUUUAGUGGACGGGGUGUGCGCUGUCGCUGGCUGCGUGGGUCGAGAGCUGGCUCCUCACGUGAGAAAACACGGAGGCAAGCUGAUUCCCGAGUCCAUGAAGAAGGACAAGGAUGGACGUUCUAACAUAGAUGGAGCCAUGGUGGUGGCGGCCAGUGGAGUCCAAGGGUUUGCAGCUGUGUGGACUGGUUUGGAAGUAGCAGCCAAAGACAUCACCAAAAAUGUCGCAGCAGAAACUGUCACCACCAUAAAACACAAAUUUAGGGGUCUACAAAACAUCCCUGACACACCUAAUGAGAGGGAGUGUAAUUCUUCUUAGCUGCGCACAGCUGUUACUUUCACCACUAACUACAGAUACACUCUAUUUCCCUUUUUUUAAAAUGAUGCACCAAUCCACCCCCACCUCAUUAAUUCACCUUUGAAUGCUGCUUUCACCAACUUCUAAAUAUGUUUCUAAGGAAAAUCUCCCAGUUGCUAAGAUUACUUUCCUGCCUGAUCUUAACAUCCUCUUAUACCCUAUGAGCUGAUGUUGGAUGUCCUGAUAACUGCCAAAUAUGAAAUAAAAUGGGUUUUCUAGAGUUAUAAAAUUAUAAAUAAUAAUAAUGUGGUCAAAUAUAUUUGCAUUACCAUUCUCUCUUUUAUUAUAUCUGGUUGUAUUUGGGUUUUGUGGGAAUCAAUUACCAGGACAUCAUUUGUGUAAAAACAGGUUUAAUUUUGACUGCUUUUGUUCCAUUUAGCAAAUUUGAAAUCUAAUUGUUUGCCUUUCAGACUGGGCACAUGCACGGGUGUAAUUCUCAUAUUUCAGCAUGACAUAUUUGCAGUCCUUGUGCUCCAUAUGGAUUAAUUUUCUAACCUGUUUACGCUGACCUCCUCCCCAACCUGACUCUGAUCCUGACUCUGAAGGUACGGGGCGGCAGCAGGACAGGCCACGGACAACGCCGUCAAUUCUGCCAUUAAUGUCGGCAUCACUGCCUUCAACAUCGACAACCUGGGGAU
Messenger RNA from Austrofundulus limnaeus, 2495 nucleotides. RefSeq names its product spartin b (gene spartb). The record is from RefSeq and is a predicted model, not a curated record. The transcript is spliced from 8 exons. NCBI's taxonomy places the organism in Eukaryota, Metazoa, Chordata, Actinopteri, Cyprinodontiformes, Rivulidae. Gene Ontology annotation, biological process: negative regulation of BMP signaling pathway; cell division. Bases 196 to 1818 code for a protein of 540 amino acids. Gene Ontology annotation, cellular component: plasma membrane.